Sporisorium graminicola is the source of this 516-nucleotide messenger RNA. RefSeq lists its product as uncharacterized. NCBI's taxonomy places the organism in Eukaryota, Fungi, Basidiomycota, Ustilaginomycetes, Ustilaginales, Ustilaginaceae. The coding region runs from base 1 to 516 and encodes 171 amino acids. The record is from RefSeq and is a predicted model, not a curated record. The transcript has 2 exons.
AUGACGGUCGCUCCGACACUCAGCGCUCCUGCAGCUCCACCAGGCUCAAGACUAGUCAACAUCCUCUCCACCGAAGUCAAGGUCAAGGUCUCAUCCGGCACCUCGAAAGACGCAAAGUGUAUGCUCGACGGCUCAGCCGAGACUUGCUGGACAUCUGACAACCUACCACCGAACAGCGACCCUUCCUCCGCACGCUACCUGCUCUCGUUCAAACUGCCCCAACCUCUCUCGCUACAACAGCUGCACAGCCUCUCGCUCACGUUCGCAGGAGGCUUCAGCCCCAUGUCAUUCAACAUUGUCGCAUCGGAACAGGACGGGAAAACGUGGGUGCCCGUCGCAGCAGACCUGUUCCCCAAGGAUACCAACGCCAAGCAGUAUUUCGACCUCAGCAGCAGUCUGCCAGCCGUGCCAAAACAGGCCGAUUGGUUGAGGUUCGAACUCAACGGAAGCACAGACGACUAUGGGCGUGUUACGAUCUAUCAGGCCGAGGUCUUCGCCGCCGUCGAGGUGUCAUGA